AUUUCUGCUGCAGAGGAAAGCAUGUCUGCCAUAUCACUGGCCAGCACGCAACGUCCGAGAUCGGUGCUGUUACUGCACUGCUCAGGUUUCAGCAAGCAGGCCUCGGUCACACAUAAGAAGGCUCGUCAUCAGGCCAGCAGAAUCAGAUGCAGAACUUAGAGCCUGUGCCACGCUCAGAGCACAGUCCUUUUAUACCUAUCCUCCAGAGAGGAGCUUUGCCGGCCAGAUACACCAGAUUAUGAAAGGAGACGAGGAGUUUGAGGCCCUGAAGGAGCAGAGGGACCUCAGGAAUGCGCGGCAGCCCAAUGAGAACAGCGCUUGCCUGGUGGCUGUGUGGCCUUCUGAGAGCCUAGAGGAGUCCCCCUCCUCGCUGGGGCUGCAGGCAAUUGGGGAGGAGGCUGUAGUGGGCACACUUGACCUGUAUGCCAUCAGGGCCAUGCCUGGAGAAGUUCUCAUAGGGGAUUGCAGCAACCCUGCAUACCUGGCAAACGUGUGCGUGGCGAAGGCAGCGCAGAGACAGGGCGUUGGACGUGAGCUGAUCCACAACGCAGUAGACCUUGCCAACCAAUGGAAGACGGAGGCGCUAUUCGUGCACAUUUUGUGGGUGAAUGACAAGGCGCGCAUGUUCUAUGAGAGCCUGAGCUUCCGCGUGGACAAGGAGGAGAGCUCUAACACAGCGCACUACAGAGGACACUGCCUCGAAGGGAUAGAGGGGCGCGGCCGCACGCUCAUGCUCAGACGAGACCUCCCUUAA
This is a messenger RNA of Coccomyxa subellipsoidea C-169, 754 nucleotides long. RefSeq lists its product as hypothetical. The record is from RefSeq and is a predicted model, not a curated record. Gene Ontology annotation, molecular function: acyltransferase activity, transferring groups other than amino-acyl groups. Lineage: Eukaryota; Viridiplantae; Chlorophyta; Trebouxiophyceae; Coccomyxaceae. The coding region runs from base 239 to 754 and encodes 171 amino acids. The transcript is spliced from 7 exons.